This is a messenger RNA of Electrophorus electricus (electric eel), 3389 nucleotides long. RefSeq names its product CRK proto-oncogene, adaptor protein (gene crk). Gene Ontology annotation, biological process: enzyme-linked receptor protein signaling pathway; cell migration. Lineage: Eukaryota; Metazoa; Chordata; Actinopteri; Gymnotiformes; Gymnotidae. The record is from RefSeq and is a predicted model, not a curated record. Gene Ontology annotation, cellular component: cytoplasm. Gene Ontology annotation, molecular function: signaling adaptor activity; receptor tyrosine kinase binding.
ACAACUUCUAGUGGAAGAGGGUUGGCUCUGGCAAAAUUAACUGAUAAUCCGGCAGAGCUGGCGUGGUUUAUUUUGCACAUGUGCACCAGAGUCUCAGCGCUUCUACCGGGUCGGUUUGAGUAAAUGUGAACACUGGGCACAUUUGAAACGCGUCUUUAACAGCGAGAAGGCGGUAAAGUUUUUGUAUGAGUUGAGUCGCCGUUGCGGACACGGAGAGGCGAAGACAAGGCCCGUGAAGCCUCGGCUUGUGGGUGGCAGUCAUGGCCGGAAAUUUUGACGCGGAGGACCGCGGCAGCUGGUACUGGGGAAAACUGAGUCGACAGGAGGCGGUUUCGCUCCUGCAGGGACAGAGACAUGGUGUGUUUUUAGUGAGGGACUCCAUUACCAGUCCUGGAGACUACGUGCUCUCCGUUUCAGAAAACUCUAAAGUCUCUCAUUAUAUAAUCAACAGCAUCAGCAGCCAUCGGCAGUCCGGUCCAGGACUGACUACCUCUCGAUUUCGGAUUGGAGACCAAGAAUUUGAUGCCCUCCCUGCUCUGCUGGAGUUUUAUAAGAUACACUACUUGGACACCACUACAUUAAUCGAACCCAUCAACAAAGCCAAGCACUCCUCAGUCAUCGGUGUCGGCACAGGGACGGGAGGGGGUCCCCAGAGGCUUGAGGAAGAGUAUGUCCGUGCUCUCUUCGACUUCCCUGGCAACGAUGAUGAGGACCUUCCGUUUCGAAAGGGCGAUGUCCUCCGGGUGCUGGAGAAGCCAGAAGAGCAGUGGUGGAAUGCUCAGAAUUCCGAGGGCCGCGUGGGGAUGAUCCCUGUGCCCUACGUGGAGAAAUUCCGCCCAGCUUCUCCAACGUCGGGGUCUCUGGGCAGCGGGGGGACCGGCACUGUGGGAAAUUCAGAUGGCCACAAUUCCCAAUCCCCUCCUCUGCUGGGAGAGCCAGGCCAGUAUGCCCAACCCACGUCUUUGCCCAACCUGCAGAAUGGGCCCGUCUUGGCCAGGGCAGUUCAGAAGAGAGUACCCAAUGCCUAUGACAAGACAGCUCUUGCUUUAGAGGUCGGUGACUUGGUGAUGGUGACUAAGAUCAAUGUAAACGGCCAGUGGGAGGGUGAGUGCAAGGGGAAGCGUGGUCAUUUUCCCUUCACGCACGUGCGCUUACUGGAUCAGCACAACCCAGAGGAUGACCCGAGCUGAAAGCAGACACUGUCCUCUGUACAGCCCUUAGAUGCACACGCCCUGUCCUCACGCCUAAUAACUGACCUGCUCAAGGGUAGCCUCUUCAACUAGAUCCUUUUUUAUUUUGUCUGUCCUGUCACCGUUUUGUGCCAUGAUUUCAUUCACACCAAUAUAUACAACAUCUGCAGUAAUUUUCCUAUUAGUACAUAUGCAAUGAUUUGAAGUUACUUAGACACUAAACACCAUGGACAUCUCUGUAAAUUUCCAUAAGCAGAACAUUUGGAGUGUGGCUUGUGAGAUUGAAAGAGGAGAUGUCUGCUUGGACUCAUAACCGUUUGGUGUGGCUGUAAGGGACUGUUCUAUGUUUGAGUAGCAUACACUACUUGGUGAAAAAUGACUGCUUUGAUAGGGAUUGAUUUUGAGCCCUUAUCACACUACAAGUUUAUUAUCUGCCAUGUGAUUAUAUACAAGGUGUCUGAAGUAGUAGUACUGGUCAUAUAUUAAUGUUUACCAUUACGUGCUUAAUUUGUAUUCCUUUAAACAAUUUUUGUGCACAUAGAAGUAUUUCAUUUGAGUUAUUAGUUAAAAUGUCCCCUUUGUUUUCUGUUGAGCAGUUCUGGACAAUGAAGAAAACUUGAUUCUGAAGACAAAAAUCAGUUUUGAUAAACAAGCACACAUCUUUACUGUUUGAUUUAAACGUGACUUUUCUUGAAGUUUAUAUAAAAGUAGUAUAUGUAACAGUUCUCUGGAAUGCCCCCACUAAAGUCCCUACGUGCAGAUGCUUCUUGAACACUACUUAAAUGUAUACUGUAAGAUUGUCACUGUGUAAAGUGUGAACCCGAAGCCUCGAACAUGUCCCUCUUUUGAACUGUCUUGCACGUAACGAUGCCUUUCAUUUAUGAUUGCUUAAUGCAUCUGCUCCAGCAGAAUCAGUGUAAUUUUCCCACAAUGUUUGCAGUCAUACUUCACUGCUUCCUAAUUGCAUUUUCACCCAAGAGGUUAUCUGCAGUCACUCGUUAUAACACAGAUAAUUCCUUUAACCAGUUGUUUGCCAAUUACAGUUGCUCAAAAACAGUAAUGUCUUGGAUCUAGCCUAAUAACUAAGAUGAAACUUGGAACAAUAGUGCACUAGUAUGUUCAAGUGAGAUUUGAGACAAACCCUUUCUUAAUAGGUAUUUAAACAUUGUAUUUCACUGACUGCAGCUGCUUAACUUUUUUUUUUUUUUUUUUUUUUUUUUAUGAAUUAAUGAACCAAUGCAUGGACUAAAUCACUAAUUGAAAGACUUUCAGAAAACACUCAGCAUUCAUGUGUGCAAUUCCUAAAAUGCCUGUAAUUAACUAUGUUCAAUCAUGUAAAUGGGGACAAUCACCAGAGACAUUUUAAGACAUUUUAAGUCAGAGGAAAUUUGAAGGCGAUAUAUGAUGCAGCCUUAUAAUAGAUCGUGGAGCAGACAUAUUUUUUCACAUAAGUCAUUAAAGAAGGGUUUCCCAGGAUUUUUGAGGCCUAUGUGCAAACUGGGUCUAGUAUUCCACUAUGGAGCAAAAAUAAUUUUUUUUUCAGUAGGGACCUGUGCUGGCAAUACUUGUGAAAGCUGAUCCCAGUUUAAUAAAUGUUUCAAAAAGGCCAUAAAACUGUAAUGGUCAGACUGUAACAGUGGACAGGUUGACCAACCAGCAGAAAUGGAAAAUUCCCAGAUAUCUGGAAGGUUUCCAGACCAAAGGAGCAUUAAGAGCUUGAUUUCUUAGCUAAUUUGAUUUCUUUGUUUGUCAUGGAAGAUUACCUAUAGGUAAACUUAAACUGUGUUGAACCAUGAUCCAUAAAGGUUUGACACCAGCUUUCACUACUUGGGAGCACAUUCAGGUUUUGUUGUUGUUUUUUAUUUUUAUCAUUAAUAUUUGUUACACUCUAGAUUGAAACCUAAUUUUACAGCUGCCAUUCCGAAGUGUCCUGUUCUUUCUCAUAAGCCAAAGGUCUUACUAAUGCACCUCAGAAUUACCACUUUUAACCUGUGGCUAAGAUGACAGAAGUUUCUCUGUACAUUUUAUUUGUACCUGAAGUAUUAUGUUUAAUGUCUUCAACAGAAAACAUAACGUCAUAUUGUGAUGUUAAUUUAUGUUCAUUUAAGCCCUUCACAGAUCACCUUAAAUGUGGAUAAUGUUUUGAUCAGCCUGUACAUCAAAUGAAGAUAACCUCAAUAGUAAACCAUUUUAAACCCA